UCAGGGUUCACCAACAGGAGUCUCGGUGCCCUGAGAAGGGGGCGGGAUCAGGUGCCUUGACCCAGAGAAUGCCAACUUUGGUCUUAUCAGAGCGCACUACUUCUUGGAUUGACGCGGUUUGACGCCAUCACCACCAGCUGGAGUAAAGCUGGGCGCUUUUCUGGCAGCCACUCCGCAUCUCGUUAGCUCAGCGAGUGGUUCAGAGGCAGCCGCGGCCACAAACAGCAUAGCGAGUGGCUCCUCCGCGUCGAGGAUUGAACAGCGGGGCGGGGGUCGAGGAGCGCUACCUACCCCAUGAGACAGCGGGGACCCUGCGCCCAGGCUCCCUCGAGGGCCCGGGCAGGGCGCGCACCAGGACCCAGGCGGGCGCGGGGAGCCAGGCCUGGGCUCCGAGUCUCCCAGACUUUCUUCGUCGUAGUCGUCGUCGUCGGGGUCUUGCUGCGGGCUGUACCUGCCUCAGCUGAAACCAUCAUAGGUGAUGAUCAAUCACCUGCCUCACAGCAAUUGAAACAUAGCCCUCUGGGAGACGUGUGUCCACCAGAUUCUUAUCGAUCAGAACACAGUGGAGAUUGUAGUGAGUACGUAGCUGGUGGAGGCUACACCAAUGACACCAACAACUUGCCUUCUUGCUGCCGCCCAUGCAGAGUUUGUAAAUCAGAUGAAGUAGAGCGAAGUCCCUGCAACAGGACCAGGAACACAGUGUGUGAGUGCAACCCAGGCACCUUCCGGGAAGCGAAUUCCCCCGAGAUGUGUCGGAAAUGCAGCACACGGUGCCCCAGUGGGAUGGUUCCAGUCAGUAAGUGUACGCCAGAGAGUGACAUCAGAUGUGAAUUAAAAUCAGGUACAAAGCUCACUGGGGAAGCCCCAGCUGCGGAGGAGACAGUGACCACCGGCCUGGGGACUCCUGUCUUUUCCUGUCUUUUCUCAGGCAAUGGAGUUGUGUGGGUGAUUUUACCUAUAUUUGCUGUGAUUCUGGUUGUGGCCAUACUGAUUAUCUGGUGGAUCCGCUCAGGUCGUGGAAGAGGCUUCAAGUGCAUGGACAGCAUCUGUUCCUUCGGCUGGUGUCCUCUACGAGGGCCUGAGGCUAAGGACAAUGACCACAACGAGAUUCUGAGCAAUGCAGACUCACUGUCCACUUUCGCUUCUGAGGAGCCAAUGGAAAGCCAGGAGCCGGCAGAUUUGACAGAUGUCAUUGUACAGACCCCCGAGGAGGCACAGUCUCUGCUGAGACCGGCAGAAGAUAAAGGGUCUCAGAGGACAAGGAUGCUGGUUCUACCAAAUGGUGCUGACCCUACUGAGACUCUGAGGCAGUGCUUCCACCACUUUACAGACAACGUGCCCUUUAACUCCUGGGAUCAGCUCAUGAGGGAGCUGGACCUCACGGAAAAUGAGAUCUGCGUGGCCAGAGCUGAGGCAGCAGGCCCAAGGGAUGCCUUGUAUGUAAUGCUGACGAAAUGGGUCAACAAAACUGGACGGAACGCCUCUAUCCACACCCUGCUGAAUGCCUUGGGGAUGCUGGGAGAGAGACAUGCAAAGGAGAGGAUUGAGGACCUCCUCGUGAACUCUGGAAAGUUCAUCUACCAGGAAGAUGGCACAGGUGCUGCCCAUGUCUCUGAAAAAGUCUCGUUUUACUAGAGGCUUCCUCUUAGGUGUUAAUACUUUUUAGGUUAUUUAAACGUUUAUUUAAAAUAAAUACUUAGCUGGGCGCAGUGGCUCACACGUGUAAUCCCAGCACUUUGGGAGGCUGAGGGAGGUGGAUCACUUUAGGUCAGGAAUUCAAGACCAGCCUGGACAACAUGGUGAAACCCCC
Molecule: messenger RNA, 1810 nt
Organism: Sapajus apella (tufted capuchin)
Lineage: Eukaryota; Metazoa; Chordata; Mammalia; Primates; Cebidae
Gene: TNFRSF10A
Product: TNF receptor superfamily member 10a
Exons: 9
Coding region: 295-1635 (446 amino acids)
Biological process (GO): TRAIL-activated apoptotic signaling pathway; positive regulation of apoptotic process
Cellular component (GO): plasma membrane; cell surface
Molecular function (GO): TRAIL binding
Source: RefSeq, a predicted model, not a curated record